AGUAGUCAGUAAGACGUGCGGAGUACAACACUGUUUUAGAAAUUGUUGGAUAGGUUUUAAUAAAUACAAACAAAAAUGCUUGCCGAAAAUGACCUCAGAUUUUCGCAGUGAAGAUAUUACGCCGGCUUCUUCAAACUACAAUACCGAUUCCGACGAUUUUGAUGACGAUCUAGUUCCGCUACGAUGCUGGGAUUGUAACAUCAACUUUACGGCCAGGGAAUACCUCUACAAGCACCUGAUCCAUCACGUGAGACAGCCGUACGUCAACAUUGAACGUUUGCAACUCCCUCCGCUAAAAAUUACCCUCAAAACAAGGGGCGACAACAACUUCGAAAUCGUACACAGCCCCCCGACGGCAACACCGCCCCACGCGGCUGGGGACCUCGACGAGGACAAAGCAGAAGCAAAACUGGCACUAGGCGGUUUAUCUGCGGAGACGCAGUCUAUAAAAGAGGAGCUUAAGGAGCCGGAAAAUGACGAGUGCGAAACGAACGUGCGUUUUUCGCCGAAUUUCGUCGCCGUGCCGCAGGAAGCAGAUUCGCCAGCUUCUUCGCCAGCUUCAAAUUCAGGCACGGACAAAGAUUCCAGUUCUUCGGCAACGGAUCCGAUAGCGGGCGCGGAAACCCCGGAGUAUGGGAACGUUCCGGGGGCGGAACCGACGCCGCCGCCGGAGCCGUCGCCGGAUUAUCCGAAGAUACGGAUCAAAACCACCGGAUUGUUAAAGGAACCGCAGGGUUGCACGAUAACCGAGAUUACAGACGACAAUCCGAAUGGCGAUCCGAAUAUCGAUUUUUUCGCAUUUUCAGGCCAAAACAAUGAAAAUAACAUGUGGAACGCACCUUCUUUAGAAGAUCCUUUAAAAAUUACUGAUCUUAAUGACGACAACAAUAUUAUGGCCCUUUUUAAUAACAAUGACAAGGCUAAAGAUUAUGGUUUUUGCACGAGUGAUAGUGAAUACAUUUCUCUGGACAGACUAGGGGACAAUAACAGAGGGGCUAUGCAAUUGUACAACCCAAACAACUCUGUAGUGCCAACUUCAAGCAGCAACAAUCCAUUGGAUUCUUUGACAGGGUUGCCAAUGCAAGCAUUGGCACAGCAGGUCUCCAGGUUGCAACCUUCGGGAAGUUCAAAUCAAUUGCACCAGCAGAAUGUUUUGAUCAAUAUUCAGCAAUUUCCUGCACCUCCUCAGCCUCAAUAUCAACCCCCAAUGUAUACUCAUCAUCCACAGCCCCCCAUGUAUCCCCCAUAUCAGUACCAGCCGAACAUGUACUAUCCGCCUGCUCCUCCUGGCUACCCGCCGCAGCACAUGCCGCCCCCGAUGCAACCGCCGCCGCCUCAAAUGGCGGGACCGCCGGGCGUGCACCCGCAUCCGCAGCAGCCGCCGCCCCCACGCGGACAAGGUUCGCCUGCCUCCAACCAGAACCAGCAGCUUCAACCGCAGGGUCAAGGCUACCGCCAGCCGAUGCCGCCCAGGCAGCCCGCCCCGCGCCAGCAGAACCCGGGGCAGCGAAUGUCGAUGGCGCCCCGUCAGCCAGGCAUGGGCGCACGCGGUCCCAACGCACCGCGCCAGAGGGCGCCGAUGAUGCGUCCGCGAGGUGCCGCGCCCAUCGGGCCGCAGGGACCGCGGGGCGUCCGGCCUCGAAUGGGCGUGCCACAGAACGGGCAGGUUCGACCGCAUAAUUCGCCGGUUAAGCGAACGCCGGAGCAGAUGGCGCAGCUGCAGGCCAAAAAAAAGAGGUUAGAUUUGCUGACGCCCGACAAGGACGACGACGAUUGUCAGGUGAUUUCCAUACAGCCGAAAAAUACGGAUGGAGGGUUGCCGCAAAUCGAGAGUGUUCAGGGUGGCACCACCGAACCGGCGGAGAACAGCAUUAUGCACCUUUCGGACUCGAUCACGUUGUCGGUUCGAAACCCGCCGCCGAAACCAGUGGAGGUGGUAAAAAAAUCCGACGCGAGCGCCGUCGCCAACAUUCUGGCGACGCGCGGCAUCACCGUCACCGCCACCGCCAAACCGAAGGAGAUUACUAAGUCGACGGCGGCGCCCGCCCUACCUGCCUCCCUGAAUCUCAACGGCGCCGUCAGCAUCCUGCCCGCCGCCAAGACCAACGGCAAUACUGCGAAGUCUUCUGAAGCAUUACCAACCGUAGACUUAACAGACGACACCCCAGUACCAAGCCCCAUAAAACAGUCGACAAACUCCCCUCAAAAGCAACGCCCGGGGCUGCCCUAUCGCUGCGACCUCUGUCCCGCGCAAUACCCCAACGCGCUUGGCUUAAACAAGCACCGGCAAAGUUACCACAAGACGACGGGCGGCAUGCCUGAGCUGGGUAUCCCCCUUGUAAACCUAAAACAAAAUGGCAUCAUGCAAAAGUUGGGGCAGUUGGGCAUCAAUUUGUACAUCCCGUUGCCCAGCAGCGGCGGCGACGGCAUGUUCGGCCUCCCGAUCAUCAAUACACGGAAUCCCGGAAACGUUUCCGCCCUCGGCGCCACGCAGAUGCUGAGUUUAGGCCCCGUUCGGAACAUUCCUAAGCCGGCCUCCAAUAAUAACGUUGUCAACAGAGCGCAGCAUCCUCAAAAACCUUAGAUUUUAGAUCUAUGUUGGAAAAAAUCGCGUUUUUGGGAUUCUCGAUCGUAUUUUAAUAUUAAUACCACAAACAUCUUUAGAUUAAUCCCUAAAGAUGUCUCUGGCGAAGAGGCGAAACGAGAGUCUAAACCCAAAAAUGUCGUUUUUUAAGUACAUAUGUAUACUAAGUAUAUUUAUUUGCACUACUAACAUAUUCACCAUGUUUUGGUGUUUUUGAUUUAGGGCGAGAAAAAUAUAUUUUAGGUUAUGGACAAGUGUAAUUGAAGAUAUCUCGAAAAGUUUUUAGUUUGCCUUAUAAAAAUUACUCCAUAAACUACAGUUCUAUCCUAAACAUUUUUCUUGCCUUAAACUCCCCCAAAGUAUUAUUUUUUGUAUUUUUAUAGAAAAAGACUAAUUUUAUUUAAGAGAUAUAUAUUUUGUGUUCUCAUAGACUGAUAUGUUUCAUUACUCUGUGCAAUUGUUAAGAAGCGUUUUAGCUUGAGCUGUAAAUAUAAUUAUUACUAUUAUUAUUAUUUAAAAACGUAACAUAAAAUUACGUUUUUUUUGGAUCUAAGUGCUUCAUUUCAUGGAAUUGUCUCCAUUUAAUGUACAAUGUUUGUGAUAAUAAAAU
Messenger RNA from Brassicogethes aeneus, 3194 nucleotides. The record is from the annotation of a GenBank genome assembly. NCBI's taxonomy places the organism in Eukaryota, Metazoa, Arthropoda, Insecta, Coleoptera, Nitidulidae.